Messenger RNA from Sporothrix schenckii 1099-18, 3288 nucleotides. RefSeq names its product DDHD domain protein. The record is from RefSeq and is a predicted model, not a curated record. Gene Ontology annotation, molecular function: metal ion binding; glycerophospholipase activity. NCBI's taxonomy places the organism in Eukaryota, Fungi, Ascomycota, Sordariomycetes, Ophiostomatales, Ophiostomataceae. The transcript has a single exon. The coding region runs from base 1 to 3288 and encodes 1095 amino acids. Gene Ontology annotation, cellular component: cytoplasm.
AUGGGUCCGCCGGCAGUGGACAAGAAACCCGAGAAGACGACGCUGCUCGGCUCCAUGAACCCAUGGGGCGGCAGUGGCCGAAGUACGCCAACGCCCGGCCCAGCAGCUGCGGAUCCGGCCACGGCCGUGACAGGCACAGGGCCAACGACGUUAUCGUCUACAACGGGCCCAGACCCGGCGACAGGUACUACGUCGACCGCUCCUGACCACAGUACGAGGCCCUACUACGGACGCAGCUUCAAAAGGUAUCCGCCAGGCUGUCCGCCGCCGAGAGUGCAAUGGUUCCACGCGGUCGACUCUCCUAAGCGCAAGGCAAACUGGAUGGGAAGCAAGCAGGUGCCACAGGACACGAAACCACUUGCGCCGGCGAAAAAGUAUGUCAAAUUCUCUGCCAACGACAGUCGCUCAAUCGAAGCGGCCUACCAGAAAGAACUGGAGAGCUUCGAAGACAGGGACCAGGCCCUUCCAGGCUCUCGCUCACGGGGCAAGUCAGCGACAGACACAAGUGACAUCUCGGAUGUCGGAGCGACCUCCAGCAAAGACGGAAAGGAGAGUGGCGGACUGCAGACGAAGGGUUCCGGCGUCAAAGUGCCAGUGAACGAGGACUUCCUCUUUGACGUGGACAUUGAGAACCGCGAACUUGCGCCUGUCUACUGGCUGGGCCCCGUGUACGAUGUGCGCCGCGGUAUCUGGUUCUACCAAGAAGGCUCGAAUCUGCGCGCCUGCGAAGAAAACUUGGCUGCCCAGCUCGAGGAGGGCUACCUAAAGGCUAAACCGUGGCUCUACCCUGUGCGCGAGAAACAGGCCGCCGCGUCUGUCGAGGUGUCGAAAAAAGAGUCCUCGGAGAAUCUGAAAGGGUCGGAGGCCGAAACAGAGGCGACCGCUCCUCCUUCGUCGGUCAUUGCAUCCGUGACGUCCGUGUUCUCGUCGGCCACCUCGAGCCCGGCGGCAACUGGAAGCGGCGCACUAGACAAGACAUUCCAUCCCGAAUCGCACCGCCUCUUUGGGCAGUACAUGAAUCAUGUGGCGACAUACCAGGACGAAAACACUGCGUGGCUGUCGACAGACGGUGUGCUCUCGUGGGUCACAUCGACUGUGUACGAGCGUUUCUCCGGCGGUGGGUACAUGAGCGGUGUCAAGGUUGUGCGCGGCUACUCGGAACCGAACAAGGCCAAAGACGACAAAGAAAAGGCCAAGGACGGAACCGCAAAGGACGACACAGGACCGGGCGACAGCGCCGAGGAAAAGCGGCUCAAGGCUCUGAAGCGAAGGUCCGCGCCUCCGAGCACAUUUGCGACUGCCGGCGGCAGUGGUGCUGAUGGGAAAGAGCUGUGGGACGACGGCUCACGCACGUCUACCGACAAGGACAAAACGAAUGACAAUGGCUCAGGAGCAGCUUCCGAGAUGGUGCGCCGCAGCAGCCAGCUCCAUCGCCAGCUGUCCUCUCUCAUGGGCAAGAACGAGAACUGUGACCCAGCACAGCAGGCGGAAGAGAUCCGGCGGCGCGCCGAAGAGGAGAUUUCUGACGACUACAAUGCUCAGAGCGGCGAGUCGCAGGGCCGCGAGAUUGAGCACCUUUUCCUUGUCACGCACGGCAUCGGCCAGCUCCUUGGCCUUCGCAUGGAGAGCCUGAAUUUCAUCCACGACGUCAAUACGCUUCGCAAAACGCUCAAAUCGGUGUAUUCAGAGUCCAAGGACCUGCGGGCGCUCAACUCUGAGCCACCGGAGGGGCCCGGCAACUGCCGCAUCCAGGUCCUGCCCGUCUGCUGGAGACAUCUGCUCGAUUUUCCGCGCCGCCGCGGCGAGUCCAAGAAGCAGGAGCAGGAUCUCAGCGAGAUGAAUGAAGACGAGGACGAGGAAGAAGAGUACCCAGCCCUCGACGACAUUACUGUCGAGGGUGUUGCCUUUGCGCGUGCGCUUAUCUCCGACCUGGCCCUUGACGUAUUGCUGUACCAGAGCGCCUACCGCGAGCAGAUUGCGGAGAUUGUGUUGAGCGAAUCCAACCGGAUUCACAGCCUGUUCCUCGAGCGCAACCCGGGCUUCAAGGGCACCGUCCACAUCAUUGGUCACUCGCUCGGUUCCGCCAUCAUGUUUGAUCUUCUCUGCCAGCAGAAGGAGAAGAAGCCGGACGCAGAAGAGGCUGAGCCAUACCGCAACCCACUCAGCAUCUGGCCGUCCACCCGUUCAAAGAAAGCAAAAUCAAAGUCCGCGACGGUGUUCGAUGAGGAUGAGAUUGAGGGCGCCUCAGCAUCCGGAGGCAAGAAGAGCCUCGAGUUCAACUUUGAUGUGCAGGACUUUUUCUGUCUGGGAUCGCCAAUUGGGCUGUUCCAAAUGCUCAAGGGGCGCACAAUCGCUGCUCGGCACCUGCUCAGGUCGCCACAGGCGCCCGAUCAGGUCUCGUCACUGUCGUCGUCGGCCGUGGUGUCGUCGCUCGCGGACAAUGACAACAGCCCGUAUGGGUUCGAGUACUCGGACGACACAUUCAUGACAGCACCGUCAACAACGGCGACGGACCAGCGCGUCUCGACCAUAACGGGCAUGCCCUUGUCGGUGUCGUCGCCCAAGGUGGGCCAGCUCUUCAACAUCUUCCACCCAUCAGACCCCAUCAGCUACCGCCUGGAGCCGCUGAUCGCGCCCGCCAUGAAGAGCCUGAAGCCCCAGCCGCUGCCAUACACAAAAAAGGGCCUCUUUGGCAGUGUGGCACCACAAGGGCUGACGGACAUUGGCGCCAAGGUGGGCCAGAGUUUCUCGGGACUGUGGUCGAGCUUCCAGGCAGGCAUCACAACCAACAUCCUCAACCGCAGCCUCGGCCUGACACCGGACGACGUGUCGAAACUCAACCAGCAGGAGCAAAAACAGAUCGCGGCUGGCGAAGAGGACAACAGCGCCAACGACUUUGUGGUCGACGAGGAGGUCGAGACGCUCUUCUCGCACUUUGAAAAGAAGCGCGCCGACAUGGCCAAAGAAAGCACCAAGGACGCCAAAGCGGCAGACAAGGACAGCAGCAGCGACGAAAGCCGCGAGGCACGGGCGGCGCGCUGGCGGCGCGACGAGGCCAAGGCACGGCGAAUGCGGCGCGAGGAGGCCAAGGUGCGCGCGCUCAACCGCAACGGCCGCGUCGACUUUCACAUCCAAGAGGGCGUGAUGGAUUUCAACCCCAUCAACACGAUCGCGUCGCACUUGACCUACUGGGCGGACGCGGACGUCAGCCAUUUUAUGAUGACCCAGGUCUUUGCGGGCAAGCUGCGGGCAGCGAAGGCGAAGAAGGGCAACUCGUCGGAGGUCUGA